CACACACACACAUAUAUACAUAUACAUAUAUAUACACACAAUAUACAUACAGACGCAGGUCAAAGUUCACACAAUCACACCCCAUUUCUGGAGCUCAUUCACACUCUGUGACUGUGUGUGUGUGUGUGAGAGAGAAUCUGCAUGACAUUUUCCUGAAGAUUAGUAGCUUCGUCUCCAAUCUCAAUUUCUCUCUCUGCAGAAGGGAAGUGAUAGAUUGGCUGAGUUGCUCGCUCGAUAACAUUAGCGCAGAGGAACUAUGAUGUUUUUCAGAAAGAGUACUACUUCACCACACGACGGUGAGAGUCUUGAGCUGCAGCAAGAACGCAAGUUCAACGAGCUUAAAGCUUCUCUCGGACCAUUGUCGGGCCGAAAUCUGCAGUUCUGCACUGACGCAUGUCUGAAGAGAUAUUUGGAAGCUCGAAGUUGGAAUGUCGAUAAAUCCAAGAAAAUGUUGGAAGAGACAUUGAGAUGGAGAACGAGCUUUAAACCCGAAGAAAUACGUUGGCAUGAGAUUGCGGAUGAAGGUGAAACCGGGAAAGUAUUCAGAGCAAAUUUUCGUGACCGUCAAGGUCGUUCUGUUCUUAUACUAAGACCAGGAAUGCAGAACACGACAUCUUUGGAUAAUAAUAUUAAACAUCUGGUGUAUCUGAUUGAGAAUGCUAUACUUAAUCUUCAAGACGGGCAAGAACAAAUGGCGUGGCUAAUCGACUUCACAGGAUUGUCUUUAAGCACUAACGUCUCGAUCAAAUCUGCAAAAGAUACCGUGAAUAUUCUGCAAAACCAUUACCCCGAGAGACUAGGCAUUGCGUUUCUUUACAGCCCUCCGCGCAUUUUCGAAGCAUUUUGGAAGGUAGUGAAAUACUUUCUGGACCCGAAAACAUUCCAGAAGGUGAAAUUUGUGUACCCGAAGAACAAGGAGAGUGUGGAAUUGAUGAGGUCGUAUUUCGAUGUAGACAAUCUGCCAACUGAGUUUGGAGGGAAAGCGACGCUCGAGUAUGACCACGUGGAGUUCUCUAGGCAAAUGGCUCUAGACGAUGUCAAAUCUGCUAAGUUAUGGGGCUUCGAUAAGAAACAAUCCAACGGGUUUGGAGGAGCAGAGGUUGCUCCGGAGCCAGAGUGCCUUGCUCCAUCUGCCAGUUAAUAAUAACUCCGUCUCUAACGGUGAGUUAAACGCUAUUAUGGACUCAAAAAUUGUACUUAGGUUAAUUAUCUUGAAAUUAAACUCCAAAUUAACGGAAUUGUGCCCACGCCAUGGGGCGGUGCUCUGAUUUCUAAAAAUGCUGAAUUUUCGAAAUUUAUUUAUUUUCGUGUUUUUUUUUUUAUGUUAUGUAUGUCAUGUUGGUUU
Erythranthe guttata (spotted monkey flower) is the source of this 1345-nucleotide messenger RNA. Lineage: Eukaryota; Viridiplantae; Streptophyta; Magnoliopsida; Lamiales; Phrymaceae. The record is from RefSeq and is a predicted model, not a curated record.